ACGCCGCCCCUCCCCUCCCAGGACCCAUCCGGCUCCAGCACCAGCCCUGGCUCCGUGAGCCGCCUGGUGGGGGCGCCUGGUGCCGAUGUGACCAGGAAGAGCCGCACAUGCAAGGCAGCUGCUCCCCUCGCCUGGGUGCCGACACUCGCGGCUCCCCGUACCUUGGCGGUCUACUUCAACCAGACCCCGGCUGCCAAGGUGGGCCAGGUGGGGGCGGUGGCGCUCUACGUGCUCAACAAGGGCAGCCUCGACCCCGCCAUCACCGCCAUCGACCUGCUGCUGCAAACGGCCUCCACUCAGCAGCAGCAGUGGGCUACCAUGUACACGGGUGGGCAGGGGCAGCGGCCGCAGCUGACAUGCCCGGGACUCAACCACUUCCCACUGUCAGCCGCGGCGCUGGCAGCAGUGCAGCCGCAGCUGACGUCAGCGGAGGUGCUGGCGGCCGAGGUGGUGGGGGUACGGCUGCAUGUCAACGAGGACCACCUUACCAACAAGGCGGACCUGCCCCACCUGGCGGCUGUAGGACUGAAGCUGCUGCAGACCUGAUGAUGCCCAUGCAUGCAUGUAUGCUCGUCGACCCCGCCCUGUUCAUCACCCACAGCUACGUACUGCAGGAGACAGUGUUUUGGCGUUUGUCCAUUGAUGGGGUUCCCAAGGAAGAGGGUCGGUGUUUGCGGCGGGCUCGUGUGCGUGAGUCCGGUUCUGUGGGCGUUGUACCUGGGCUUGCUGAUCUAGUUGCCCUGCUGUCUGCUGUUUUGGUGUCAGCUUGGUUUCAAGGAAGCGUUUUGGCGUCUUCCUAUUGAUGGGGUUCCCUUGCUGGGGAAUUCUCAUAUGUCUAGGGCUCGUCCGGAAUGUUGUGGUUGUGGGUCCGUUGUCUUGGGGGUGUCUCCGCGGUUGCAUUUUUCUGGGCUUGUCCUGUUGCUCGUGCUGUGGUUGAGCAGCUUGAGGUAACGCUGGGUGUUGCGGUUCCUCGGGCUGCCUUGUGGUUGGCGUUGCCUCCUUCGGGCGUGCAGCAGUGCGUUUGGGAUGUUGUUGUUUUGGCUGCUUUGUCCGCUAUGGAGGAGGGUCGGGCGGUUGUUACGGGCUCGUGUACGUGAGUCCGGUUCUGCGGGUGUUGCGUCUGGGCUUGCUGAUGUGGUGGCCCUGUCUGCUGUUUCCUGGUUCUGGGGUCAGCUUCGGGGUUUUGCUUGUUUGGGUGUUCCCCGUCGGGGAUGGGCUGGGGUUGGCCCUUUUCAUCCUUUCUUACGUUUUGUUGGCGGGCGGCUUUCUGUGUGCCGUUGAGCGUCCUGUUUUUGGCCCUGAUGUCUUUGGGGUGGUGUGUUCGUGGCUUCCGGUUUGGGUUGUCUUAUGCCCUAGAUGAGGUUUGUCGAGGUUUGCUGAGGGGCCCUUUUUUGGCUUCUACCCUCUUGUUUCCCUCCUGUGGUUUCUUUUAGGGCUAUGUAUCCCAUCUUGUUGGCCCGUUGUGGUGCUGUCUCUACGGUUUGUUUCGUUUCUUUUGCAAUGUAGGGUUGGGUUCAUCACCCGUGUUCCCUUUUAGGGCACCAAUGUAACGGUCAUUCAUUCAGCUCCCGGGUUUUACUUAUUUGGGCACCAAUGUAACGGUCAUUCAUUCAGCUCCCGGGUUUUACUUAUUUGAGUGUUCCUCGUCGGGCGGGCGGGGUGGGCUGAUCUUGGCCCUUCUCAUCCGUUCUUACGUGUUAGUGGUGGGGCGCUUUCUGCUGUAUUCGGUUGGUUGUUCGGUUUGGCCCCGUUUUCAGUUUGCGAGGUAGGGUGCCCCAGGCACCGUCUGCUGGCGUUUGAACGUAUACCUAAUCAUGUUGGGGUCCGGCUUUGAGGGCGAUGUUGUCAUGGUUCCUGGGUUGUGGUGUUUUUGGGGUCUGUGUAUGUAUGCGCCUGUUGCCCUAGUGCUUCCCGAGGUUUGCUGCUGAGGGGCCGUUUCUUGGCUUCUACCCACGCUUUUUGGCCUGCCCUUGAUUCUAGGCGCUCCGAUAGGCCGCGCCGUGGAAGCAAGGGAAAAGCCUUAGGGAACACCCUGGACUUAAGGUCCACGCAAAAUUUCCUAUUUAGGGAACAUCGCGCACGAAGCCAUAACAUUGUAACUGUUUCCAGACUAUUGCUAAAUGUAAGCC
This is a messenger RNA of Astrephomene gubernaculifera, 2129 nucleotides long. NCBI's taxonomy places the organism in Eukaryota, Viridiplantae, Chlorophyta, Chlorophyceae, Chlamydomonadales, Astrephomenaceae. The record is from the annotation of a GenBank genome assembly.